Carassius auratus (goldfish) is the source of this 1281-nucleotide messenger RNA. RefSeq names its product glutamate receptor ionotropic, kainate 1-like. NCBI's taxonomy places the organism in Eukaryota, Metazoa, Chordata, Actinopteri, Cypriniformes, Cyprinidae. Gene Ontology annotation, cellular component: membrane. The record is from RefSeq and is a predicted model, not a curated record. The coding region runs from base 1 to 939 and encodes 312 amino acids. The transcript is spliced from 5 exons. Gene Ontology annotation, molecular function: signaling receptor activity; ligand-gated monoatomic ion channel activity. Gene Ontology annotation, biological process: monoatomic ion transport.
AUGGCAGUGCUUCAGGCUUGGGAGGCUGACCUGCUGAAGGACCUGGAAACAGGCGAGGGGCUUUCAGCUGACCAGGUAGCCGAGCUGCGCCACACCACAGACCUCUCUCUCCCGGCUACCAAGCAGGCCGUCUCCGCCAUGGGAUCCGAGCUGAUGCCCAAGGCUUUGUCCACCAGAAUCUUGGGAGGGAUUUGGUGGUUCUUCACUUUAAUCAUCAUAUCUUCCUACACAGCCAACCUGGCUGCAUUCCUCACAGUGGAGAGAAUGGACUCCCCAAUCGAUUCAGCUGACGAUUUAGCCAAGCAGACAAGAAUCGAAUAUGGAGCAGUGAGAGAUGGCUCCACAAUGACUUUCUUUAAGAAAUCCAAAAUCUCAACAUAUGAGAAGAUGUGGGCAUUCAUGAGCAGCAGGAAGAACACAGCCCUGGUGAAGAACAACAAAGAAGGGAUCACAAGAGUCCUGACCACUGACUAUGCCCUCCUCAUGGAGUCCACCAGUAUAGAGUACAUCACCCAGAGAAACUGCAACCUCACCCAGGUUGGAGGCCUGAUUGACUCUAAGGGCUAUGGAGUUGGUACACCAAUAGGGUCACCCUACCGGGACAAGGUGACCAUCGCCAUCCUGCAGCUCCAAGAAGAGGGAAAGCUGCACAUGAUGAAGGAAAAGUGGUGGCGAGGUAACGGAUGCCCUGAGGAGGACAACAAAGAGGCCAGUGCCCUGGGUGUGGAAAACAUUGGAGGCAUCUUCAUCGUGCUGGCUGCUGGUCUCGUGCUGUCUGUGUUUGUGGCCAUCGGAGAGUUCAUCUACAAGUCGCGCAAAAACAGCGAUAUUGAAGAGUGCUGUGAUGGAAGACCUGGGCAUAUCCCUCAGGUGCCACAAGGCGUUGAGGAAGAGAGGCAGACACAGAGGAAGAGCCAGCCUGUCUGGAGUCUUAUGUAACCCCAAACGCAUCCAGAGGAAAGAGACAAUGGCCUAGAUCCACCUCCAACAGCCUCGCCAACAAGCAGCAGCUCUGCUUUUGACGUACCUGCCGGUGAAAUCAGUCUCUGAGGCUGUUUGUUUUUUCAAUCGAUUGUUCAUGUGCUUUUUAUUCAUAAAUUUGCAGGUUUUUAUAUCAGUAUUAUGUGGAUUGUGUGUUGGUCUUGUGUUAAGUGCACAGGUAAUAUCCGAACUGAAAAUGAAAGGGAUAAUUUAUUUUGAUAUAUUUCUUAAAGUACAAGCACAUUGCAUUAAACCGUAGCAUUUUCUUGUGCUGUCCUUAAUGUAAUAAAUAAAAGCGUA